This is a messenger RNA of Dibothriocephalus latus, 468 nucleotides long. The record is from the annotation of a GenBank genome assembly. NCBI's taxonomy places the organism in Eukaryota, Metazoa, Platyhelminthes, Cestoda, Diphyllobothriidea, Diphyllobothriidae.
AUGACCGGAUCCAGUUCAGAAUGUCGCCACCAAUACCAAGGGUCCGGUGAGAUUGAAGCCUCACUAGCAAGCCUUUCGGGGUUGUCUGCGUCCCUGGCUCAGCUUCGAGCGUUGUCUACAAAACACAGGCAGCUUGCCGCGGCCAUGGAAAAUAUGUCCUACCUGGUUAAAGUGCCUGAAUGCAUGGAACAGGCUCGGAACUCUAUUGAGACUGAGAACUUACUGGAAGCGCACAAAAGGAUACAGGAACUGGAGGGCAUUCGAGACGAGAUCAUGUCUGAUGUCUUCAAACAGAACUCGUCAGCAGAUCUUGAUACUCUACGAACCUUCUUCAAAGGUCUGGAUGAUAUCAACAAGGCCAUGUUAGACAAAAUUAAACGCGUUGGUUCUACGCUUACAAGUGCUGUGAUUACACAAAAUGUCCUCUGUGUGAACUGUGUCCGGAUAAUCGACCGGGAGGAGAGGUAA